GGGAAAAAUUCCAAAUUGGGUAGAGGAUAAAAGCAGCGUAGAAAAGAUACGAGGAAUAUGAGGGGAGAUGGCUGCUCCGACUCUUCUCUUUAGUCCAAGCGAGUAGAGAGAGAAGCCAAUCGAACAGAGCUGUGCCCCAACUCGCUUCAUCCUCUUGUUGGAUCUCCGAUUCCGACUCCCCGAUGAGAUUUCCAUAUCGCUUCCUGUACUAGAUUUUGAUCUUAGGCCUAUCGAAUGCUGGAUUGGGACUCUUCGAUUAUGGAUCCCAGCAGAGCAGCGUCCACGCCGAGCCACGGCCCGCCCGAUGACGGCGGAGGCCCCGCGCCCGAGUUCCCGGCCGGCCUCCGGGUGCUCCUCGUUGACGAUGACCCUACCUGCCUCAAGAUCCUCGACAGGAUGCUCCGCAAGUGCCUCUACGACGUGACGACUUGCUCGCGAGCAGCGCUGGCGCUCUCCAUCCUCCGCGAGAAGAAGGGAUGGUUCGACCUGGUUCUCAGCGAUGUGUACAUGCCGGACAUGGACGGGUUCAAGUUGCUCGAGCACAUCGGAUUGGAGAUGGAUCUUCCUGUCAUCAUGAUGUCCGCUGAUGACCACAAGGAUGUUGUCAUGAAAGGUGUCACACAUGGAGCUUGUGAUUAUAUCAUAAAGCCGGUUAGGAUGGAAUCGUUGAAGAAUAUAUGGCAGCAUGUGGUGAGGAAGAAAAGGAAUGAAUUGAAGGAGUUGGAGAAUUCUGGGAGUGUGGAGGAGGACGACAAGCACAAGCGAAGUCUGGAUGAUGGGGAUAAUGCUUCCUCUGGGUGUGUCGGGAAUUGGAAGAAUGCAAAGAGAAAAAAGGAAGAGAAGGACGAGGAGGAGGAAGAGAUGGUUGAAGAGCAUGAUGACUCUUCUAGUACGAAGAAGCCAAGGGUUGUAUGGUCUGUUGAUCUCCACCAACAAUUUGUGACUGCUGUCAAUCAAUUGGGUGUUGACAAAGCUGUUCCAAAGAAAAUUCUUGAGUUGAUGAAUGUGGCUGGACUUACUAGGGAAAAUGUUGCAAGUCACUUGCAGAAAUAUCGCUUGUACUUGAGGAGAGUAAGUGUGCCACAGCAUCACGGCAGAUUUGAUGCACAUUUUGCAAGUGCCCAGGAAGUAACUUAUAAUAAUUCAAUUGGUUCAGUUAGUGGAUAUGAUUUUCAAGCUCUUGCUGCUUCUACUCAGCUUCUACCACAAAAUAUAGCAGCUCUACAUUCAGGUCCAAGAAGUGCUACAAAUACUGGCAUGGGGGUGUCUGCUAUUGAUCAACUCAGUUUUCUUAGUUCUGGUAAACAAGUUACAAACUCUUCAAACAUAAUAUCUUCAUCCGUGCAGCAAAUAAACAGCAGACAAAUGAGUGACGUCCAUGGACCCUCCAACAAUAUUGAGUUAAACCAACUUGGGCAGUCACAGCAAGUGGUUCAACCAUUUGGAAGUAUUAACCAGCAAUUUGGGGAAGGAACUACAAAUCUUUUUAGUUUACCAUCUUCAGAACUAACCAACUUCUCAUUACCUAGAGGUACCAUCAAUGAACAACUGAACAAUUCUUUAGCCAGGCACAUGAAUCAGCAUGGACAACAAUUUCCUAUAUCUCAGCAAAGGAGCAAUAUGGAUAUCACAUUGCAAGGACUGCCACGAUCAAGGGGACAAUUACUGACUGAAACUGCCUGUCAUGAUUCUAGACUUGUGUCAGCCUUAUUGCAACAAGUACCUCCCAAUAAUAUUCCAAAUCAUGUCUCUGGACGGCUCGAAACCAGUGCAAAUAUGCUUACAUCCUUGCCUGCCAACUAUUUGAAUGCUUCAUGUAGUACGUCUCCCCAAGCUCUCUAUCCUGAUGUACAUAAUAGCUUCAUAACUGGAUUACCUGGAAGUUGCUAUCGUUGUGUAAGCAGCAAAGGAGCUACACCACAGACAGGAAGUGUCAAAGCAUUAAGCAACAGUAGCAACCUAAAAGGAAUGGACAACCAUGUUCCAAAUUUUGAUAUUAUUGGUGAACAUCAUCAAAACAAAAGCCAAGAUUGGAAGUUGCAAAAUGUAAAUCUCCCAUACCAGUCAGGCCAAAACCUUGGUCAUGGGCAAAGCACUAUUGACUGUUAUUCUUCACUGAUGGGUAAUCAAGAUUCAACUAGUACUGCCAAAAAUGGGUUUAACGGUAAUGCUGGAACAGUCACGAAGAAUAUCAUAUCAACAAGAAGUGACAUUGAUAUGGAGAAAAGAGAAUGCAUUGUUCAGCACAAAACCAACCUAGUGGAGAACUGCAACAGAGUAAAUUAUGAUGGAAUUCCAGAUCUCAGUUAUCAAGAUAUUCUUUUUGAAGACAAUAUUAUUACAAAUGAACUCAUGAAUGUUGUUCGGAAACAGCAGCAAGAAGGGAUUGGGCAGGUUGAUAAUGAGUUCAACUUUAACCCCCCAGUUUAGCAUUGGAGUCUCUAUACCAUUAAGCAAUUAUGAAUUCUUGAAGAAGCAUUGGACGCUAUGCCACGAAGCAAUUAUGAAUUCUUCAAGAUGAUUGGAACUGUUCCAUAAUUAAAGAUCUUAAGGGGUUCUAGAGAGUUUUCCUUCACAAUUUAUCUGGUAACCGCAUGGAAAUCAGACCAUUGCCUCCAGAGAAAGGGCUUGAGGACAUACUGAGUCCACACGGUCAAAUCUCAACACACACGAUUAGGUGUACAAAGGUAAAAGUAGUCUGCAAAUGCAUACAUGCUAAGUUUCCAGUUUCUUUCUUAGCUCAUGCUAACAAGACAUCCCUCAAGUGGCGAAAGGCUUGAAUUGCAUUAGUUUGGUUUGGUGUGUUCUUUUGUGGAUUUGGCAUUAGGAGUCUCCAAAUAGUCUCUUCAAAAUCGAGGGGAGUAUUUUCUAACUCCAGUAGUCAUGUACAGGUUUCGUUUGACUAACGGAAACAAAGUGGUGUUAGUUUGUUCCCUUUUAAUUUAUGGCUAAUCCUACUUAAUUGUUUUAUUCCUCCUAGUCAUCCAGAACAUCUAUCCUUGUAUUCAUUUAGUUGCAAUACAUUGUGUAAUUUAAAUU
Musa acuminata subsp. malaccensis (wild Malaysian banana) is the source of this 3039-nucleotide messenger RNA. Its product is annotated as two-component response regulator ARR1. The record is from RefSeq and is a predicted model, not a curated record. Lineage: Eukaryota; Viridiplantae; Streptophyta; Magnoliopsida; Zingiberales; Musaceae. Gene Ontology annotation, biological process: cytokinin-activated signaling pathway; phosphorelay signal transduction system. Gene Ontology annotation, molecular function: DNA-binding transcription factor activity; DNA binding.